UGCAUGUAACAAAGACAAUAUAUAUCAUCAGUUUUGUUGAAUCAUGAAGUCGAGUACUUUGUUUAUGGUUUCUUGUAUUCUCAAUCACGUGAAAGAGGUGAAAUCGGUGGAGAACAAGGGGAAGAAGGUGAGGAAGGUGUGCACAAAGGCACAAAUUUUCAAAGAAAAUUGUGGGAUGGACGGAAACAAGACGUGCAUCAAAGGCUUUAACAAAAUCAAAGAGUACCCUUUUCAUUGCGACUGUGAACUUCAUGUACCAACCGAGAGCAGACGUGAGUGCAUAUGUAAAUUUCCAACUACCCCUUGCUAAGUUUUAAUUAUGUUAUAAUACGUCAGAUAAAUUCAUCUCUAAUGUAUCUUCAAAUUAAAUUACCUUCAUUAUAUCUAUCUAUGUAAAAAUCAAUAAAGUUAUA
Camelina sativa (false flax) is the source of this 413-nucleotide messenger RNA. RefSeq names its product defensin-like protein 229. The record is from RefSeq and is a predicted model, not a curated record. Gene Ontology annotation, biological process: signal transduction. NCBI's taxonomy places the organism in Eukaryota, Viridiplantae, Streptophyta, Magnoliopsida, Brassicales, Brassicaceae.